AUUUGGUAAGUAGCUAUACGUCCAUCAUUAUCUGCAUGCAAUGGCAGUGCUACCUGCAAUACUGCUUCAACUAUUGCAACAACAACAAGGGCUUCUCCUUUUAGUAUCUCUUUUCGUUUCAUUCCUAUUUCUGUUUAGAGCCAGUAGAGCUUCCUUAAACAAACCCAAUUUUCCACCGUCUCCACCAAAGCUUCCAAUUGUUGGAAAUUUUCACCAACUAGGAACACUCCCCCACCGCUCUCUUGCAGCCCUGUCCGAGAAAUAUGGACCCCUCAUGCUCUUACACCUGGGCAGUUUUCCCACUCUUGUGGUCUCCUCUGCAAAUAUGGCUAGAGAGAUUAUAAAGACCCAAGAUCUCGUCUUCUCAAAUAGGUUUGCAACUAAAGCAACAAAUACAUUCUCCUAUGGAUGUACUGACAUUGCUUUUUCACCCUACAGUGAGUACUGGAGAGAGGUAAGAAAGAUUUGUUUCAUCAAGCUCUUGACCGGAAAGAGAGUGAAGUCAUUCAAGUUUGUAAGGGAAGAAAAAGUAGCCACUAUGAUGGAGGAGAUAAGUCGCUCCUGCCAACUGGGUAUCCCAGUUGAUAUAGGUCAGUUGAUGCAAACUAUGACCUAUAGUUUAAUAUCUUCAGUAACCGUAGGCCGGAACCGUAGAGAAAAGGAUGGCAGUAGAAGAUUAAGGAAUUUGAUCAAGGAGGUGCUGGUCAUCAUGGGAGCUUUUAGCAUGCAAGAUUUCUUCCCAUUCUUGGGAUGGAUUGAUACACUCACUGGGUUUCGUGGGAAGAUAAAGAAGACUUGGAAAGAGUUGGAUGCCGUCCUUGAUCAGAUAAUCCAACAACAUCUCAAUUCCGAAAGAAAUGAUGGUGAGGUAGAUGAACAGGAUUUUGUGGGUACUUUACUGCAAGCUCAAAAAGAUCUAAAUCUCAGUAGAGACAAUGUAAAAGCAGUCACCUUGGACAUGUUUGUUGCUGGAAUUGAUACAUCAACUGUUACUCUGGAUUGGGCUAUGGCAGAGCUUGCCAAAAAACCCAAUGUGAUGAAGAAAGCCCAAGAAGAGGUACGAAGAGUGGUUGGUCAAAAAUCCAAGGUUGAAGAAGAUGACAUUAGUCGGAUGGACUACUUACACCGUAUCAUAAAGGAGACUCUGAGAUUACACCCACCUGGUCCCUUUCUGAUUCCAAGAGAAUCCAUUACAGCUACUACCAUUGAUGGUUACCAUAUCCCUUCUAAAACCAGGGUCUUUAUCAAUGCUUGGGCAAUCCAAAGGGACCCCAAAUUAUGGGAUAAUCCACAUGAGUUUAUUCCAGAAAGAUUUAUCAAUAACCCAAUUGAUUUUAAUGACCAGGACUUGCAACUUCUUCCUUUUGGGGUAGGGCGUAGGCGAUGCCCCGGCAUGUCCUUUGGUUUGGCAUCUCUGGAGCUAACUCUUGCCAACCUCUUGUAUUGGUUCGACUGGGAGUUUCCCAUCCUUACAAAUGAGGAAACUAUAGACAUGACUGAGGUUUCUGGGCUUAAUGUGUUUAGAAAAACUCCUCUUUAUCUUCUUCCCAAGCUUCACUUUUCUUAAACUACUAAGAUUAUCCCUAUUCCCUACUAUGUCUUCUGCAUUUUGUUUGUGUUCAAUUGAAAAUGCACCAAAUUCAUAUUCCCUCAACCUCUAGGAGGCUUAUGACUCAAUUGUGAUGAGCUAUACACUUUCACGGCCUCAUACCUAAGGAUGUCAAUGCCUCAAUGGGUCAGGUUAAAUGGAAAACUGGCUUGACCCGAUCCUAUAAGGUUGGGUUAGGGUUCAAGUUUAUUUGGUGAAGGGCUGGGUUAGAUUUGUGUUUUGUUGACUCAGUUUUAUAGCCGGAGAGCAUUCUUGCAAUUUGGUAUGAUUUGUAAUUCUAUAAAUUUAAAAUUUAGGAUUUCUUUUCAA
This is a messenger RNA of Nelumbo nucifera (sacred lotus), 1918 nucleotides long. Its product is annotated as cytochrome P450 71A1-like. Lineage: Eukaryota; Viridiplantae; Streptophyta; Magnoliopsida; Proteales; Nelumbonaceae. Gene Ontology annotation, molecular function: iron ion binding; oxidoreductase activity, acting on paired donors, with incorporation or reduction of molecular oxygen; monooxygenase activity. The record is from RefSeq and is a predicted model, not a curated record.